Molecule: messenger RNA, 6696 nt
Organism: Girardinichthys multiradiatus
Lineage: Eukaryota; Metazoa; Chordata; Actinopteri; Cyprinodontiformes; Goodeidae
Gene: atrnl1b
Product: attractin-like 1b
Exons: 29
Coding region: 820-4956 (1378 amino acids)
Cellular component (GO): Golgi apparatus
Molecular function (GO): protein binding
Source: RefSeq, a predicted model, not a curated record
UUAGCUUUCUACAAACCAAGGAGCUCUCGCUGAGCUAGCUUCGCAUCGCUGCCUGUUGUCAAGCUUCGAGAGAAACAAGUUAUUUUUUCAACUGGAAUACAAAGGAAACAACAACAGACGUUAAUGUGACAGAAAGCCACAUUUGAAGAAACCUGGAGCCGCAGUGGAAACCGAUCGUUUGGCUAAACAGUAGCUGAAGUGUUCGCUGAAAAUACACUCCCAAGCAGAGGGGCAAGAAUAGCCAUCCGGUUCCCAAAUCGCAGCACAUCCACUGCGGCAACCCUGUUCUCUGACUCGGGCUACUUUAGGUUUUUUUUAUAUGAGAUUGUUUAGGGAAAAAAGAUCCGGUUAUAGACCAGAAGCUAGUGGGACGACCCACUUUUAGUAUGAAGGGUUGUUAACGCAUUAAAAUGGCUGCUGAGAUGGUAUUUGGGAGAGAAUCGUGCAGUAAACCCUAGAAACGCAUCAAACAACACAUUAGCUACUCGGUCUAACAAACUCUAUUUGUUGAACACAUGAAAAUAUUCAACGAAUAAGCUGCUGAAGCGUUUUUGGUUUCAUUUUAUUGUAUUUAAAUCGUUGUCUGGUGAAGGGAAUUUCGCUCACUCCAUAUCUAUGCAUGCGGUUAACCGAGCAGCUUUAGUUGGGCACACAUUGCAAUUAUUUUAGACCUUUUUAAGUCCUAAUUGUGUAUGCCCACCACUCAACAAAUAUGCAGGACUUCUUUGUUAUAGUUGAAGCGUCCUGAGAAGUCGAGGCUUUCUCCCUGAGGAGGCCCCGCUUGGUCGACCUGGAGGGGAGGAAGAAAGAAGAAGAACCAUGGAGCUUGGAGGAAAAUUCAACCCUAGACUUUUACUGUUCGGGCCGAAGCUAGCUUCAAGGAGCGAUCCGAGGGGAAUCAACAAAUAUCUGGUGGUGUGUGCGUUGUUUUCCUUCGUGCUGUUAACGCACGCUUCCCCUGCGAAAUCCUGUGACAAGAGCUGCAACUCGGGGAAAUGCAUCAACGGCUCCUGCGUCUGCGAGCGAGGAUGGGUCGGAGAUCAUUGCCAGCACUGCCAAGGGAGGUUCAAAUUGACAGAACUGUCAGGGUACCUCACCGAUGGGCCCUUCAACUACAAGUUCAAAACAAAGUGCACCUGGCUCAUUGAGGCAUACCCCAAUGCAGUUCUGCGGUUAAGAUUCAACCACUUUGCCACAGAAUGCAGUUGGGACCACAUGUACGUCUAUGACGGAGACUCCGUUUAUGCUCCACUGGUUGCUGUUUUCAGUGGCCUGAUCGUACCAGAAACACGAGGUAAUGAGACGGUUCCUGAAGUUGAGACGACUUCAGGCUAUGCACUGCUGCACUUUUUCAGCGAUGCUGCUUAUAACCUGACAGGAUUUAACAUAUUCUACUCGAUAAACUCCUGUCCCAAUAACUGCUCCGGUCAUGGGAAGUGCACCCCGGGGAACUCGGCUGCCAGCAGAGUGUACUGUGAAUGUGACAAGUACUGGAAGGGUGAGGCCUGUGACAUCCCCUACUGUAGGGACAACUGCGGGAGCCCUGACCAUGGCUACUGCGACCUCACUGGCGAGAAGCUGUGUGUCUGCAAUGACAGCUGGCAAGGCCCAGAUUGCUCGCUGACUGUUCCGUCCACCGAGUCCUUCUGGAUCCUCCCCAGCGUCAAGCCCUUUGGCACCUCCCUUGCCAGGGCUUCCCAUAAGGCCAUGGUGCAGGAGAAGGUCAUGUGGGUGGUGGGUGGAUACACAUUCAACUACAGCUCAUUCCAGAUGAUUCUGAACUACAACCUGGAGAGUGGCGUCUGGAACACAGUACCCAUCAGCGGUGGCCCUGUGCCAAGAUACGGACACUCGCUUGCUGCCUACCAGGAUGAUAUCUACAUGUUCGGUGGGAAGCUUGAAGCGAGCUGGGGGAACGUAACAGACGAGCUGUGGGUGUUCAACAUACUGAGUCGGACGUGGCAACGCAGAAGUCCUGCCGCCGGCUCGCCAACCCAAGCUCAGGUUUACGCUGUGGAGGGCCACACAGCCCACUGUGUUCAGCUGAGCAGCGGCGAGACUGUUAUGCUGGUCAUCUUUGGUUAUUCUCCUAUCUACAGCUACAUCAGCAACGUUCAGGAGUACAACCUGAGAUCCAAAGUGUGGUUGUUACCUGAGACAAAAGGUGCCAUUCCCCAGGGAGGUUAUGGUCACAGCAGCACAUAUGACAGCUCCAGCAGCAGCAUCUAUGUCCACGGAGGCUAUAAAGCUCUCCCAGCCGGCAAAUAUGGCCUUGUUGACGACCUCUACCGAUACGACGUGAACACGAGGACAUGGUUUAUUCUGAGAGAAAGCGGCUUUCCACGGUACCUGCACUCGGCUGUGCUCCUCAGUGGCACUCUGCUCGUCUUUGGUGGCAACACGCAUAAUGACACGUCACUCAGCAACGGGGCCAAGUGUUUCUCUGUUGAUUUCCUUGCAUAUGACAUUGCAUGUGAUGAGUGGACCCUCCUACCCAAACCAGACCUGCACAGGGACGUCAACCGUUUCGGCCACUCGGCUGUCGUUAGCAAUGGGUCUAUGUAUGUGUUCGGGGGCUUUUCCAGUGUCUUGCUAAAUGACGUGCUCGUAUACCGACCUCCCAGCUGCCAGGCCUUCUUGGCAGAGGAAGGGUGUUUAAUGGCCGGGCCAGGGGUUCGCUGCAUCUGGAGCAGAGGCCGCUGUGUCCCCUGGGAGCCCAGCAUGGCUAAUGGCAGCUAUGUUCCUGUACCUUUCUGUACCUCUAAAAUAGUGACUGUGGACGAGUGGUGCUAUAGGUUCUCAGACUGUGGCAGCUGCACAGCAAACACCAAAGGCUGCCAGUGGUGCGACAACAAGAAGUGCAUCUCUGCCUCCAGCAACUGCACCUCUGGCGUGAAGAACUUCACCGAGUGCCCGGUGCGCAUCGAGCAGGUGUGCAGCAAGCUCGCCAACUGCAAGAGCUGCUCCCUGAAUCUCAACUGUCAGUGGGAGCAGAAUCACUCGCAGUGUCACUCUUUGCCUGCCCAGCAGUGCAGUGAGGGUUGGAGCCAGGUGGGUGACGCUUGUCUAAGGAUCAACUCCAGCCGCGAGAGCUACGACAACGCCCAGCACUACUGCAAGAACCUCAAUGGGAACAUUGCCUCACUUACCACCUCUAAGCAAGUGGACUUCGUCCUUGAGGAGCUUAAAAAGCUUCAGCAGCAAGAGAAGCGACUGUCUCCUUGGGUGGGCUUGAGGAAGAUCAACGUGUCAUACUGGGGUUGGGAGGACAUGUCUCCCUUCACCAAUAGUGCAUUGCGCUGGCUGCCUGGAGAGCCCAGUGACUCUGGCUUUUGUGCCUAUUUGGAGGAGCCUCAGGUUUCUGGCCUUCGGGCCAAUCCAUGCACUGCGACUGCUCAUGGCCUCAUUUGUGAAAAAGCCACUGGAAACCCCAAUCAGAGUAGCCGUUUGUCCUGCAAAAAGCCUUGCUCGCUGCACACAAACUGUGCCAACUGUACCAGCCAGGCAAUGGAGUGCAUGUGGUGUGGCAGCACACAGCGCUGCGUGGACUCCAAUGCAUAUGUCAUCUCCUUCCCCUAUGGCCAGUGUUUGGAGUGGCAGACUGCAGACUGUGUGGCUCAAAACUGUUCAGGACUGCGGACGUGCUCUCAGUGUUUGGAUCAGCCUGAGUGCGGCUGGUGCGGUGACCCUAGUAGCACGGGAAAGGGGCUUUGCAUAGAAGGUUCCUACAGGGGGCCCAUGAAGAGAGUGGCGAAGCAGGGCCAGCAGAGCCAUUCCCAUGACAUGAGCCUGGAGCCUGGCAUCUGCCCCAAAGAUAAAGGCUUUGAGUGGGCCUUCAUUAACUGCCCUGCAUGCCAGUGUAACGGCCACAGCACGUGUGUGAACGGCAGUGUGUGUGAGCAGUGUCGCAACCUCACCACCGGUCCUCACUGUGAGACCUGCAUGCCGGGUUAUCACGGAGACCCGACCAAUGGCGGCAAAUGCCAGGCUUGUAAGUGCAACGGUCACGCAAACGUAUGCCAGGUGUUAACGGGCAAGUGCUUCUGCACCACCAAGGGGAUCAAAGGAGACCAGUGCCAGCUAUGUGACUCAGAAAACCGUUACCUUGGCAAUCCACUCAGAGGAACCUGUUACUAUAACCUCCUGAUUGACUACCAGUUCACAUUCAGCCUCAUCCAGGAGGAUGAUAAUCAUUACACUGCUAUUAACUUUAUGGCCUCACCUGAGCAGGCAAACAAGAACUUGGACAUGUCCAUCAAUGCAUCAAACAACUUUAACCUCAACAUCACGUGGUCCGUGGGUUCAACAGCUGGAACCAUCUCUGGAGAGGAGGUGCCCAUUGUGUCCAAAACAAACAUCAAGGAGUACAAGGACAGUUUCUCCUGUGAAAAGUUCACCUUUAGAAGCAACCCUAACAUUACGUUCUAUGUGUACGUCAGUAACUUCUCAUGGCCCAUCAAGAUCCAGAUUGCCUUUUCCCAACACAACAGUAUUAUGGACCUUGUCCAGUUCUUUGUGACAUUUUUCAGUUGCUUUCUGUCUCUGCUCCUGGUGGCAGCAGUGGUGUGGAAGAUCAAACAGACCUGCUGGGCAUCACGACGCAGAGAACAGCUGAUGAGAGAGCGUCAGCAGAUGGCCAGUCGUCCGUUCGCGUCUGUUGCCGUUUCACUGGAUGCCAUAGGAGAGCUAACAGACGUCCUGCAGCCUGUGGUUGAUGGUGCACCCAAACCAGUGGCAAUGGAGCCAUGUUUUGGAGGGAAGGCUGCUGUGUUAACUGUCCUCAUGCGUCUCCCGUCUGGACUUUCUGACUUGCCUCCACCUGGACAGUCAGGACUGAUUGUUGCCAGUGCGCUGGUAGACAUCUCCCAACAGAAACCAUCAGAUUUUAAAGACAAGUCCCAAGCUUUAAAGAACCGGAAAGCCCUUCCUCCAGCUCACCAAGGGACCUGCGUCUGACUACAUCCGACGGUUACAUUUACAACUAAAGGUCAUAUUGUAGCAUGCCUCAGGUCCCGCAGCUAGAAGCCUUUCCACAGACUUGACAUGCCUUAGUGAAGUAGGAGAUUUCUUUUGGCUGCUACCACUCACCACUACAGCUCCCAUGCUGCAGGACAACAGCCCUGUUUUUCUGCUCAGAUAUGACAUCAGAAUUCCAUUGCCAUCUUCUGUAGCAACCAAUACCUGCUGGGCUUCAGUUUCUUCACUUUCGCCCGAACAGCACGCUCACAUGUUACAUUUAGCACCAUCUGCCAGGAUGUGCGACAGAUUAUGACAGAUCCAGACGUAUUGCAGUGUGACUGAUGAUGGUUUUCUGAUACCAUCUAUUUGCUAAGCAUGAAGGAAGUCUAAAUGUGCAUUUGGUAAUGUCACUACAUAUGAUAGAAAACGGUUGCAGGAUGUCUAGUAGAUUAUUUUUACUUUCUCUUGCUCCCUAAUAAGUGGUACUUUUUGGUGCCAAAGCAUUCCGAUUUCCCUGGUCUGCCUUUUUCUUUUGUUGUAUAGAAUUUUGACCUGAAAAGGUCUUAAUUUAACAACCCAUAAUUAAAUUGCAAAUCCUGACAUUUUUUUUUAAUUUCUAAGCAUAAUUGUUCGUUUGCAUAUGACUCCUCCACCCAGCAAAAGCUAAAGUCUGUAUUUUCUGUGGGAUACAUGAACUAAUGCUGCAGAGGCUCCCUUCCCGUGACAUUUCGGAUGAAAACUUGAAGAAAACAUGAACUAAUAUUUUGUCAUCGAUUUAUGGCAUGAAAAUAUGGAACAAGUUGGAUGCAUUUUUUGGGGGGGGGAGAUUUGGUUUUAUGUUGAUAUUUUUCAGUGUAGGCACUGUUAAAUAAACAGGAAAACACUGAUGUUCUGGCCAGGUCUUUACUGUAGUUUGUAAUGAAAUCAUUUGAAGUGCAACUUGGACAUUUUGAUGCUUUUGAACUGAUUUUGGGAUUGGGGACGCUUUAAGAGGCCACUCCAGAGACGUCCUGCUCUUCUGCCUGUUUAUUAGUUUGUUUUGUAAGUUUUAUAUGGGAAAAAAAAAAAGCUAUAACUUUAUUUCUCCUUUUAGGUACAAGGAGUUGUGCUACCUUUAAAAAUAAAAAUGCCUUGGCUCUUCAUGAGCUCAAACAAUUGGGAACAUGAAGGUCUGAAGCAGUUUCUAAGUUGUACAGUUUCUCAUUGGAACAAAUGUGCAUCGUUGUCUUUCACGAUUGCUGUUUUUUUUUUUCUGUCAGGUUUUUAUGAGACUAGUGAAAACCAUUUUUUUUUUAUUCAGGCCUUGUCACCUGAUACUAUUAUAUCUAUAAUACAUUUUUGCUACACUUGUGAGGAACCUUUCUGUUUGAUAUGUUUUGGUAUUUAACAGAUUCCUGUUUUCUUGCACAUUCUCCUUGACUCAAACGUCUUCUUGUAAUGUCAGCUCUUUGUUUUUCUAUUUGUGCAUCCUUAAAAACUGUUGGGACAUUGUCCUGCUUUGUGUUGCAAAAGUCGUGAUGGAUUUCAUGAUGAUGCUAUGCCAGCUAAUGUGUUUGUUUUUCCUAUUUUUUUUGUGUUUGUAAAGUAAUCCUUUAACAGUGUCUUUUGCACAGGAGUCAGACUCACGCUGUUCUGUGAAACGAAUGACAAACUUGCAUAUCAGUAAUCGUCAGUGUAUUUGAGAGAUGGACAACAUGCCAGAAAAUUAAAAGAAGAAAUAUGAGAACAAAAAAAAAA